Messenger RNA from Sinocyclocheilus anshuiensis, 2874 nucleotides. Its product is annotated as sodium/potassium/calcium exchanger 2-like. The record is from RefSeq and is a predicted model, not a curated record. Gene Ontology annotation, molecular function: calcium channel activity; calcium, potassium:sodium antiporter activity. NCBI's taxonomy places the organism in Eukaryota, Metazoa, Chordata, Actinopteri, Cypriniformes, Cyprinidae. Gene Ontology annotation, cellular component: plasma membrane. The transcript is spliced from 16 exons. The coding region runs from base 333 to 2609 and encodes 758 amino acids. Gene Ontology annotation, biological process: intracellular calcium ion homeostasis; long-term synaptic depression; calcium ion transmembrane transport.
AGAGCGGGGCUGUGGUCAGUCUGAUCGUUGCUCCUCGCCAUAGGUGAUGUCUGGGAAUAAAAGCAUGGAACUGGACACAGAGAUGCGCUCUCGUAGCUCCGCCCCUGAAUAACAUCACCAUCAUCAUCACAGUCGGAAAGGAAGAACUGGAGGGCACGAGAGAGAACGCACGCGGACUGUCAACCUGCUGCACGUUCAUCCAUCACCUCUGAAUGCUAAUAUGAGGAAGCCUCUGGUGUGCUGAAGGACAUCUGGAUUCUGCAGAUUUACUGUAGAAGUAGCAUUCUCAGCAUGUGCUAAGCCCAACUGUAUAGUGUAACAAGAGAGAGCACAUGAGCAUCGAAGCAGAGAGAACGGCCAUGGCCUCCGACGUGCAGCACCAUCAGAUCGUCUGUGCCCGCCAGCGCUCUCAGCGCUUGUGGAAGAAACUCAGGCCAGCACGGGUGCUCGGCCUCCUCAUCAGUAUUUUAGCAAUAAGUGCAGUGGCCUUCUCGUGGCGCUCUACUGCUCAGUGGGAGGGGCUACACAGCCACGCCCCACACAGGACACUGCUGUCCACACACCUGGGUUACCACAGCAACCUCUCGGAGGACACACCCAUAGCCAUGCGCUCGACCGCAGAGUCAAACGAGAGUCAGGGGGGCUAUCCGACUGACCUGUUCAGCCUGGAGGACCGUCGGCAUGGUGCUGUUGUGUUACACAUGUUCGGCAUGAUCUACAUGUUCAUUGCUCUCGCUAUUGUUUGCGAUGAGUUUUUUGUCCCCGCGCUCACGGUCAUCACAGAGAAACUCAAGAUCUCUGAUGACGUGGCAGGCGCCACCUUUAUGGCGGCCGGGGGCUCGGCUCCUGAGCUCUUCACCUCCGUCAUCGGCGUAUUCAUUUCCCAUAGUAAUGUGGGCAUCGGAACCAUCGUCGGCUCUGCUGUGUUCAACAUCUUGUUUGUCAUCGGAAUGUGUGCCGUGUUCUCGAAAGAGAUCCUGAACCUGACGUGGUGGCCUCUGUUCAGGGACGUCUUCUUCUACAUCGUCGGCCUCGUCAUGCUCAUAAUUUUCUUCCUGGAUAACUACAUCAUGUACUGGGAGAGUAUCAGUCUGCUGCUUGCCUAUGCCACCUAUGUGCUCUUCAUGAAGUUUAAUGGGAAUGUAGAGACUCUCGUCAAGGGCAUCAUUAACAGAAACCAGGUAGUGGAAGUGGAGGCCCAGCCAAAGUUGAGCCCUAGUGGAGUGGAGGAUGACAGCAAGCUGUCGGCCAAACCACGGCUGCAGAGAGGAGGAAGCUCCGCGUCUUUACACAACAGCCUAAUGAGGAACAGCAUCUUUCAUCUGAUGAUCCCACAAUUCACUGACUCUGCCUUCCCAGUCCACCAGAUACUGGAGCUGACCCCCUUCUUCGUCUCGAGUCCAGUAACACAUUCACCCUAUAUGCCGGAGUUCCAAUAUCAAAGUCCAAUAUCAAAGUCCAAUAUCAAAGUCCAAUAUCAAAGUCCAGUGGUGGUGGUGGUUCUGGGGCUUCAUGGCCAGGGUCAGCUCCCGAGUGGACGGUGGUGGUGGUGGUUCUGGGGCUUCAUGGCCAGGGUCAGCUCCCGAGUGGACGGGUUUGAAAAGGGACACAUGGAAAGAGGGCCAACAUACCUGGGACUGAGCUUCCUGCUUGGUAGCCGCAACUUGAUGUCCUUCGUGGAGAGCCAGACCCGUUGUCCUGAGCUGGGGACUUAUGGCAAGCUAAAAUAUUAUCACUCAAUGACCGAGGAAGAGCUGGGGACUUAUGGCAAGCUAAAAUAUUAUCACUCAAUGACCGAGGAAGGAAAAUUCCGCGAGAAGGCGUCCAUCCUUCACAAAAUUGCCAAAAAGAAAUGCCAGGUGGAGGACUCAAAUGGAGUUGCUGAAAAGAAUCUGCCAAACAGCUCAAGUGUCGAGGUAGACGUGACGCCACCGAUGAAUGGCACCGCUGGACAGGACGGAGAUACGGGUGAAGAGGAUGAUGAGGAAGAUCAGCCUCUGAGCCUGUCGUGGCCCGAGUCCAAACGCAAGCGCCUCACGUAUCUCUUGAUCCUGCCCAUAGUCUUCCCUCUGUGGAUGACACUGCCGGACGUCCGGAAGGCCAGUUCCAAGAAGUUUUUUCCCAUUACGUUCCUGGGAGCGAUUUGCUGGAUCGCGGGAUUCUCCUACCUGAUGGUGUGGUGGGCUCAUCAGGUGGGAGAGACUAUAGGAAUCACAGAGGAGAUCAUGGGACUGACGAUUCUAGCGGCGGGAACCUCCAUCCCUGAUCUGAUCACCAGUGUCAUUGUGGCCCGGAGGGGUCUGGGAGACAUGGCAGUGUCCAGCUCCGUGGGCUCCAACAUAUUCGACAUCACUGUGGGGUUACCGCUCCCAUGGCUGCUGUACUCCAUUAUAAACAGUAUGAGCCCGGUUCAGGUGAGUAGCAACGGUCUGUUCUGCGCCAUCGUGCUGCUCUUCAUCAUGCUCCUCUUCGUCAUCAUCUCCAUCGCCGCCUGUAAGUGGAAGAUGAGCAAACUGCUGGGCUUCAUCAUGUUCCUGCUCUAUAUGGUCUUCCUGGUGGUCAGCGUCAUGUUGGAGGACAAGGUCAUCAUCUGCCCCAUCUCUGUCUGACGUCUCAUUUACACACGCAUGAAGCUAAAACCGGACACCUGCUGACUUUACUUCACCUCUGUAGGCAUUUCUGUUCUUAUGACAGAGUUCUCAGCCUCCUUCGCACUUCAUCUAACGCCCUGUGUGUGUGUUUAUGGGGUUUUACACACUUAAAAACGUUUUAAUAUUAAGAUUUGUAUUAAUACUUGUUUUCCAAUAAAAUAUCUAAAUGUCCUUAAAGAAGAUAACUGAACUGUCUACUUGAGAAGCAAAACUCGUUUUCAGA